Molecule: messenger RNA, 813 nt
Organism: Peronospora belbahrii
Lineage: Eukaryota; Oomycota; Peronosporomycetes; Peronosporales; Peronosporaceae
Source: the annotation of a GenBank genome assembly
AUGGAUAAAAAGGUGACGCGAUCACUAGAGCAAGAGGCAAUUGCUCUUGUUAAUUUGAGCAAGAAAUAUGCGUCCAACCAACAAGAGAAAAAAAUAGCAUUGAAAGUAGUCGAGGGAGAUGCAGACAAUACAGCGAUCAAAGUAGACGACACUAUUACGACAGAAGUCGACGACGCGUCUGUGGAGCUACUGGACGGCAAUAUCUCGAUGAAUUCACUGCUCGUGACGCUAAAGAAGCGCAAGCUGCAGUAUCAAGUUAUGGAGGAGGAAGUUGCUGGAUCAGAUAAUGGAUCAACUGAUGACGUGGACAAUGCCAUGCUCCCGAGUUUUCGGACCGUCUUCCAGCCACAGCCGAAGGCUGCUGACGACAUGUCCACCGAGUUGGUAGCUCCUGAACUCAAGUGCAAAUACCGUACGGGCAAAUGCUACAACGUGCGCGCGCUCAAGUCGUGCGGCGACUACCACAACUUGUGCAAUUACCAUCGACUCCGAGCCAACGCUAACCAGCGCAAAUUGGACCGCAAGAAGAAAGAGCAGCGUCUGCAACAGCAACUCACGGCAAAUGCAUUGAUCGGCGCGUCCUCACCGCGCUCUGUGAAGCAGCAUUCAUUCCUUGCCGCACAUGCUGCCGCGGCGGCGCUUGCAUCCCUUGUCGCUGCGCAGCCUCAACAUCAUUUUGACGUGCUUCAGCAGCAGAGACUGCUUCUUGCUUCGGGCGCCACCGUACACGAGGCGGGAACGAGCAAUAGGAAUAGAAGUAAUGGUGCCACAAACUGUGUGAGCCCGAAGCAGGAAGAUGCCUGCAGUUAUUAG